Molecule: messenger RNA, 1405 nt
Organism: Girardinichthys multiradiatus
Lineage: Eukaryota; Metazoa; Chordata; Actinopteri; Cyprinodontiformes; Goodeidae
Product: N-acyl-aromatic-L-amino acid amidohydrolase (carboxylate-forming) B-like
Exons: 7
Coding region: 125-1078 (317 amino acids)
Molecular function (GO): aminoacylase activity; hydrolase activity, acting on ester bonds
Source: RefSeq, a predicted model, not a curated record
GAAGGCUAGUUUCAACAGGAAGGCCAUGUGACAGUAUAAAGGCAGUCAUGUCAGGCAGUGGAGCACAUUUUCAGCUCGGCUGUGCUGCCUCCCUUAAAGUUCGAAGGUUGCAGUAGUUCAGUGAAUGGCAAACAGGGCUAAAAAGUCACAGAUGGAACACGUCUCUGUCCCACCACUAUCCAGUGUCGCCAUUUGCGGUGGAACCCACGGAAAUGAGUUGACAGGGCUGUACAUCGUGAGAGAAAUGCAGAAAAAGAAGAUAGAGAAAGUGGGAUCUGUUUCUAUAACCACUAUUGUGACCAAUCCACGAGCCUCGGAGGCUGGCAGAAGAUACAUAGAGAUGGAUCUGAACCGCUGUUUCACAGAUGUCCUGCUGAGUUCUCCCAUAACAGAGUCAACCCCGUAUGAGCUGAGGCGAGCUCAGGAACUGAACGCUCAGCUGGGGCCCAAAGGAAGCACAGACGCUGUUGACCUGCUCAUAGAUCUGCACAACACUACUGCCAACAUGGGCCUGUGCCUUAUCUUCUACACUUUGGACUGGAUCACCCUGCACAUUUACAAAUACAUACAGAACAAGAUGAGCUCUGUGCCUGUGAGAGUUAUCCAGCUGGAGGUUCCCAUCUCUGCUGCGUAUGCCCUGGAGUCAGUGGGAAAACGUGGCUUUGCCAUAGAAGUUGGCCCCCAACCUAACGGCGUGCUCAGAGCUGAUAUCUUCAACAUGGUGAAAGAAACAGUGGAUCUCACAUUAGAGUGGCUUCAGGAAUUCAAUUCUGGGCACUCUUUUGAGGGCGGCACAGUGGAAGCAUACACUUUAGUCAAAAGUGUUGACUAUCCAAGGGACUCUGCUGGUAAAAUGACUGCUGCCAUCCACCAAGACCUACAGGAUAAUGACUUUAAGCUUCUGCGGUCAGGGGAUCCCAUCUUCCUGACAUUUGCUGGGGAGACUUUGAAGUAUGAGGGAGAGGACCUCUACCCUUACUUUGUGAAUGAAUGUGCCUACUACGAGAAGAAGAUUGCUUUCCAUUUAGCUAGGAAGAAAACAUUCAGCUUUCCAUCCAUAUGUGCGAAGAAGGACUGAGAGACCGCAUGAAAACAAAGACAACAUGAAUGAUUCAGUCACCUUGAUCAAUAAAAAGCACAAAUCUAUUGGAGCAAUAGUUAGAAGUUGGGGAUUUCAGUUUAUCUGUAACACAAGUUGUGCAUUAAAAGUGCCAUGCAAAAAAUGUAUAUAUAAAAAUAUAAAUAUAAAACAUAUAUAUAUAUAUACAUAUAUAACCUUUUCACUUUUUACCUUGUUAUAACACACAUUUCUUUUUUUAUUCAAAUUUUACAAUAUAGACUUAUAAAAUAAUAAAUCCAAAGAAAUUUUUCAUGAUAACAAUAAAGCCCACCAUUUUAACAUUGA